GGUGAUCCUCAGGGCAGGGCAAGGGGCUGGAGAGCAGUGCCCAUUCCAGAAGGAAGGGUUCUGUUGGUUUGACUGCUGUGUCCAAGGCUGUGGGGCCUGGGCUGGCUGCCAGGUGUCUGGGCUCAGGCAGUAGUUAUAAAGGGCCAAGUGGGAUGGCUUGCACUCACUUGGUCACCACAAAAUAGAGCUGGGCCCUAGGGUGGGAGCUCCAAAUAUGAAUAUAUAUGAACUUCCCCAAGUUCUGAGGGGCAUGGAACCAAGUCAGUCUACUAUUUAAUAGACAUACCCUCAGCGCCCCCCCAUUUAAAGCAUAAAAUAACUUGGUUAAAUUUUUUAAAUGAUCAUUUCCUUUAAUGCAGCUUCGUUUUGUAUCAUCAUGCUUUGCUUAUUACAGAAUAAGGUAUUGAGGCUUUUGCUCUCAAAGAAUCAUAACCAAAACCAGAGCUAAGCCUGCCCAGGCUGCCCUCUGACACACAGUAAAGUCCCACCAUUUUUCCUGUCUAAUGUGACAUGAAUGCACUUGACCGAGUUCCUUAAGUGGGGCCUGAAGUCCUGUUUGUGUCUUCAGGCCUUAGAGCCAUUCUGAGGUGUCCACAUAGCUCCACUUGGAAAGUGCCCUAGCAGUUCUCUCCUCUAUUGGGCCAGUCACAGUGACUAGGAAAACCUGGGAUCGAGCUUGGGAUGAUGCAGCAUCCUGUCACAAGUAACUGAAUGACAUGGAAUCCUGUGACUUAGAAGAUCUUAUAUCGUGUCUUUCCCCUCCAAUUGUGCAGCUAGUUUGUCUUCUCAGAAGGACAGUCCCACCAUUGACGACCUGGAGGAAAGUUUACAGAAAGCUGAAAGUCCAAGUGCGCCCACGCUUGGCCCCCAGCUUGAGUCUUGACUCUGACACUGAAGAUGUCUCUGGUUUGGAUGCCAUGGGCCUCUGUAGUCCUGCUCAAUCUCAGUGGUCUGAAGAUCGAUGUACCCCAUCUCCUGAGGGGCAGAGGGCACCUAUGGACUUGGGACAGUUUCUGAGUCCCCUGCGCUUGGCCAGACCAUUGGGAAAAGGCUCACACCUUAGGACUUUAGGCCUUCCAGUGAGGUCCCAAGCUCCAGGCAACUCCAGAGCAGGCUUCUGGGAAGUGAGGUGUCCAGCAGUAGCUGUCUGCCCUCUGUGGCCUUGGUGAUGGAUGGGUCCCCAGCACAGUCCUUCCCCCCUAAACUAGGGGCACCUCAUGUAAUUGGUGUGAAGUCUCUGUUGCCUCCUAAGAUCCCAGUGAGGUCCUGCUCUCCCCAGAGGAGAGGCGGCUCUCCCAGAAAACCCAGAGGCAGGUCUCGUUCUCUCACCCGAUCCCAUUCUUUCUCCCCGGCUUCCAAAAGGACACGAUGGGUCCGGUCUCACUCCCAGUCCCCCAGGCCCAUCUGGAGACCCACCUCAGCCAGAGCCAAUGCUUGUGCACAGCCCCCACCUCAGCUCAUCCGGCCCGGGGGAAGCAGAAAGAAAUCGGCUCUCAGCAGAUCAUCUCAAUUUCAAACUGGUCCCUGGGCUGCCCCCCGGGCCUGCAUGCCCCCCAAAAACAGGGAGGAAGAAGUCCUGGACCACUCGUGGAGCCCUUACUGCCUUCCUGUGCCUGGAAUCUCCUCUCCCCUGGCUCAGGAGAUGAACGAAAGGUUCUUCCAGACCCUCAAAGAAGGGCAUGUACAUCAGUCCCUGGGGACCACGGCCCCCAUUCAGAAAGCCUUGAGGCGACUCCGUUUGCAGUGCCUUCGGGCAGAGGAAGAGUGGGUGUUGGAGCUGACGAGGCAGCAAGAACUGGAACGGACCCGAGGCCCCAAAUUCAAGUGGUAUGAGAUGAAAAGCUCCCAGUUCCAUUAUGAGGCCCACAAACAUAACGAGAGGCUGAGGAAUAGCCACAAGUCACCGCUGCUUUGUGACUACAGACAGGAACUGGCUUCUGAGGCCAAGGAGUUCGAUAAGCGCUCCCUGCCUGCCCACCUGGAUUCCUUUUUAACCCAGCAGGAUGAUCAGUAAUGGCGUCGGAAGGCUAAUGAAGCUAUAGGCUGAAGCCUUCAAAUUCUCCAGGGUUCUCUGGCCUUGUGGAAUGGAGAGCCAGGAGGCCACUGUCUCCCAGAAUGGAGACCCCAAACCCCAAAGGAACCUCCUUCGAGAGAGGGAGGAAGGGUCAGCUGUGCUCACUGACUGGACAAAGACUGGAAGGUCUCAUCUUGGAACAGAGAAACUUGAAGCCGAAAGGAGCCAUGGGCUUCUCUCUCUCAUCCCCACUGCUAAAACCCAGCAGAGAAGGGCUGGCUUCUGUUGGAGAGAUGUUUGUGCAUUCAUUCACUGGCUCAAAGUGCACUUGUUAAAUACCUACCGUCACUAAUUGCUAAGUGAGAUACAAAGUGUAGCUAGGACAACCCUUGUUCUCAUUCAGUUUGGUAAAACAAAUAACAAGUGGGGCUCUGUCAUUGACAUGACAUUCGGGGAGCUCACAGCCUCUUCAAGGGGAUAAGAUAAACAGAGAGCACCAGAAUAUACAGUAGUAUGAGCUGAGUACCCCAGAGAGUCCAGAGGAAGGCUGCUGCCAGCCAGGGCUUGGUGGAGGUGCGGGCUAGGGAUCAGAGAAGUCUCUCUGGACAAAGUAGCUAUGGAAUUAGGCUUGGAAGAAUGAGUUAAUAUUUAACAAGCCUGGAAGGGGAGGAAGGGCGCUAACCUGCAAAGCAUGGGACAGGAGCUGCUGGUGUUGGUGUUGGCCACAUUACAAACGUGAUUAAAUAAAAAGUUCUGAUUAAUAGUGUUUGAAUGGACCGGGCACUUGCUGGUGCUUUGGGGUUUACAAAAGUGUGUGCCGUGUCUGAUCAGCUGUCCAAGGGAGGCGUCAGAAGCAGACAGACUGCCGCUGUCGUGUGAUUUUCCCCCUAACAUUUAGACGCUUGAAUUAUGUUUGUUACUUACAUGUUUGGCUGGGUCAAAAGCUAGGCAUUUGGGGCAAGGUUGGGGUUAUUUAUAGGUUACAGCGGGGACAAUCAUGUUGGGACUGACGAACAGAAUCCCAACAAGUGUUCCUGUCUUUGAUUAGACAUCAGAAAAUAUACCCAUUGUUUUCUUAUCGA
Molecule: messenger RNA, 3096 nt
Organism: Phascolarctos cinereus (koala)
Lineage: Eukaryota; Metazoa; Chordata; Mammalia; Diprotodontia; Phascolarctidae
Source: RefSeq, a predicted model, not a curated record